UCGAGGAGUAUAGACGUGUUUCUCGUUACCCUAAGCUCAGUCGAGAGUUCUCGUGUCGCUUUACUUUCCCUCUUGCACCGUACACACGUGUGUGAUAGCCGUGGCAGGACAGUCUCGAGACGCAACGUGUUACACCAUCGAACCGUGUGCGUGCGUGCCGUGUGCGGAUCGACGGAACGGAGCGAACGAAAUAAUCAUUUCUGUUUUUCCCACGAAUUACUUUUCGACGCGUAUGUUCUUUCGCUUGUGCCUCGUGAAAAAGGAGAGGAAAAGCUAGUUGACGUAAUCUCGAGUAAAAAAGACUCUCAGUGCAUCGUGUGUCGUGUUUUCGAUCGAAGGACAUUGAACUCUGUGCCCUCGUAUCCUGUGAGACGUUUUCGAACUGUCAUCGGUGAACGUCGUCGAACGAGAGCGAUCCUGUCAUCGAUCGCUCCUCACCGAUCCACGGUGAUUCGACCUUCUCCCUCUCACACACGAACUUUUCAAUCCUCGAUCGAAUUGCAGCACAGAGAAGUGUCCUAUCAAUAUUCAGCACCUAUGGAAAGUGAUCCAUUCGAGGAUCCACCUUACAUACGCUUCAGACGACGCUGUUGAGGCGACGCGUCGGAGUAGCGGUACGAUCAGGUGCGUUAGUGCGGUCCUUGUGCGUUGCACGCGGUCCACGUGCGUUUUGUAUGGACAAUCCGUGUGGCGACGAACAUUGAGCGUGCGCCGUCGAAGCCGAAAGCCACGUGUGCCGCAACGAAAAUAUACGUUGUUAAUAAUACCGGGAAGGUCGGUACGCGCGAUCUUGAUCACCGUCGAUUUCUUUGUCGAGCUCGACGCAAACGGCGGAGACUUGGUUGAAAAUAGGAAGAGAGACGUUGUUCUGUGCGAGAAAGAGAGAGAGAGAGAGAGAGAAAUUAAAGAAAGGUGGUAGUGCUUGAUCCACAGACAUUGGUUCGAUUACAGUGGCAACGAUUCGCGAAGAGAAGAGAUCGAACAGCGCUAAGAAGCGAAGCAUCGAAGAAGAAAAGUCCAGUGCACCUGUCACGAUCGAGAAAUGGCGAUCCCGUUCGCUUUGCCGUCCGACGACGAGGCGGAAGCCCAGGGACAACAGCUGGAGCAACUGAUGCUCGACCUUUACGCAGCUCUGCAACAGGUCCUUCGAAGCCGGACGGUUCAACAUCCGUCCCGAAAUCAUCGGAUACCACGGCGAGCAGCCGACGGUUUUGGAUCCCGAGAACAUCCGGUGGUCUUAGUGGACUCUGAUCUGUCCCGAUUACCGUUGCCAGAUUUGGUAUUGUCCGCCGUGGAGCAACUUCCGGCCGCGACGCCUCAGGUGACCGUGUCGGCGCCAAGCAGCCCUACCAGGGACGCGGCCUUUCAGUUUCCGGAAUGCAGCGGUGACGAGAACGUGCUGGCACCGACGCCUAACCCUAGGCCACGGCCACGAAGACGCAGGCUCGCGUCCGAGUGCGGUGGCGCCGCUGCCAUGAAGAAAGGACCCGCAGAACCUACCUGCAACAACUGCUGCGGCCACUUCGGUCAGGCAUUCAACGAGAGCCAGUGGGCGAACGUGGGUGCCAACCUGAGGAACAUUGCCGACGACUUCCACGCGUCCAAGACCAAGGCGGCCGAGAUCGAAAAAUCCAGACUGCCCGCGAUGAACCCGGGCUUCGCGAACUCCGGCAACGCGGCCGGUUCCACGGACAGCCUCCUGUCCCUGUUGAUCCCAGCACCGCUCCGGGAGACCCUGUGGACGACGGUGGCCCUGUACCUUGGUUGGAGAUUGGUAUCUCGUCUUCGAUAGAUGCGACAGUAUCGUCCCGUCGCCGCGGCACUCGGCGACGGUGAUGGCUCGAGGACUCGAAGAACGAUCAUCGACGCUUGGAACGGCACCAGAGGCGACCAGGACGACGAGCUGUCCACUGGUGAACCGGCAACUGGUCCUUCCAGCUCGUCGGGGAUUCCUCUUCAGGGUAGCCACUCUUCUGGAGGUUCUUCCAAGAUCGAUGCCACGGCUAGAAGAAUUGCGAACAGGACGAACGUACGGACAUCAAGGUUCGAUGGUACGAAUGUCGGCGGACCAGAAAGGAGGGAUGACUCCUGGUGGACGUCCUGCGGCAACAUCCAACACGAUCUACGUUACGAUAUAUUUUCUAUGUAUACCUGUGUUUCGCCGACGAUCGAGAAUGCACGUGUGCUGUUUCAUCGCCUUUGGCCCUUCCUCGAUUUGUAUCCUUACGUUAGGAACGAAGAACGGGAGGAACAGGACGAGGGAUUCGAGGAAGGUGACAAGGACGAGGAUGAUGUUUUAGAUAGCGGGAUGAACGACGACGACGAGGAUCGAACUCUUCGAUUUGUUGCUUGUCGAAGAGUCAGAGUUACCUGAAUUACCAUUUCGAUGAUGUCUCUCGCGUUAGUACUUUGACGAUUGAUGUAUACCAUGAAGAGAGAGCCAAGUGAUUCUGGCUCGACGACGAGCAAAAUGCUCGUGGAUCAUUGGCAACGAUAUCUGUCUAGCUGAUAUUCCUCGUUCGAGUCAAACUCUUCAUGAUCGUCAGGCGGAUCGAUUCGCUGGAAGAUCGAUCAACUGGAGACACGUGUUUCAGGUGCAUUCUCGCUCGUGUAGGCGUGACAUGGUCACGUUAAUGAACAGAGAGACCUGUUCGUUGGACCGUGUGCUCGAUCGUCCGCCUUCAGGUGUCACAGUUGAACAAGUCAGGUAAGAGAAAUAUGAUGUUUCUCGUUUAGAGUUGUUUCUUUCGAAGAAGGUGACGAUCGUGACACGGGUGUCUUGGUGAGGGUUACGGGGAGCUAAGGACGAGAUCCAAAGAGGACAACCCAAUAAUCAAAUGAUGAUCUCAUUACGGAUAUAAAAUAAAGAGAAUUAAAUAAAGUAGUGUGAUUACGGGAACGGGGCAGGUAGGGAAGACGCGCGAUUUUUCUUUCACGGUUAUUCGUCUGUUUCUCUCUCGCUCACUUCUCUAUGUGUGUGUCUCUAUAUUUUAUUCGUAAGGCAACCGAUUUGUCCCGUUCCCGUCGGUAGGAAGUUAUUUUGACGUGGCUUGUAGAUAACGCGGUUACCUAGCCGAUUCAGGCAAGGCAGAACUCAAUCUGGGAUAUAAUGACACCAGGUCAUGACGUCUCGCAAACGAUCGAAGAUCCUUCAACUUUUCAUCGCCUAGACAAAUUAAUCGGAAGUCGUAGAAAUUUGAAAGAAAAAAGAAAUAUUCCACAAUUUUCGACGUUUAGAUAAAUCGGCAAAUGAAAAUCGGAUCGGAUAUUCGAGAAUUGUCAGACGUUUAUGGCGAUGGUCGAAUCAUCUGUACAUAGAAAGUAUCUCGAGGAGAGUCUCGGUAUAUUCCAAAAACAAAAAAAAAAAAAUGAGAAAAAUG
This is a messenger RNA of Osmia bicornis bicornis, 3380 nucleotides long. RefSeq lists its product as uncharacterized. The coding region runs from base 1043 to 1792 and encodes 249 amino acids. The transcript is spliced from 3 exons. NCBI's taxonomy places the organism in Eukaryota, Metazoa, Arthropoda, Insecta, Hymenoptera, Megachilidae. The record is from RefSeq and is a predicted model, not a curated record.